AGAAACGUUAUUACUACACCAGUCCAUUUUUAAUCACAUACAUUUGUAAAAUGAACGUAUAUGGUAUGUUUACUAAUAACCCUUUCCACCAUUUUUGACCCAUGAGGCUCAUGGGAAAAAAACAAAACAAGUGGGUAUUUUGUUGCGAGCCGGUCCCAUUUUGCUGAUGCACUUGACCAGUCAGCUAGGUUAGCAACAAUAGCAUCAGCGGGCCAUAACAGCGAAACUGCAGAGUUGUAAAUAACACCUGCUUGUUUCCGUUCAACUGCUUUUUUCUCAAUUUGUCGUUCGGUCAUGUUAGCCUUCUACUAAUUAUAACGCGUAUCUAUGUCCAUUCAUUGCCGUUUCUCCGUAAUUGGAGUGUAACGUUAGCUACCGUUCGCAAAUGUGCUACAAUUUAAAAAAAAAAAUCGUGAGCUAGCAUUGUUUAUCGUUCCCUAAUGCGCCGCGAGUGAAGGUGCAAGUCCAACUUCAACCGCUUCUUAAUAAUAUUUAACCAAGAAAGUGCAUCAGCAACAUCGUUCGUUGAAUGAUCACAGGCCCCGGGGAUGGCUGCAGCCGGGCCGAGUACAUCCAGAAAGGGUGCCAUCGAUCUCUACUCUGACGCCAAUCCAAACGACGAGGAUUUUGACAGAAUUGACGAUCUGUUUGACGAGGCCGUGCUUCCGGAUUCAGUUGAUAAGGAUGAGGACAUGACUUCAAAUGCAAAUGCUGGAAGGAAAACGCCAACAACGGCGGAGAAUGACGGAGAUAAUGUCAAGACGGGCUUAAAGGAGCGUAACUCGCCGGAAAAAUUCCCUUUAUACGUAGGACCUUUUUCCUGGUGGACAUCUGACGAAGACGUCUUGUCUGUGGCCCAAAGGUUAGACGUAAGGGAUAUCGAGGAGAUCAAAUUUGCAGAGAACAAAGCAAAUGGCCAAUCAAGAGGUUACGCAAAGUUGGUGGUGACUUCAGGAAGGUCCGCAAAAAUAUUGUUGGAUAAAAUACCAAAAUGUACGAUGGAUGGGGAAAAAAUAGACUGCCGCCUUGCUACUCAGAAAAACUUAACUGUGUUCGAGUAUGUUGCAAACAAACGCUUCCCAAUGCGCAGUAAUUCCAGGGACUGCGAUUUGCUGGAGAGUAUGCCAGUUUCCCGGAACAACAACCCUCCUCAAAGUAUACCCACUCACUUCACGCCGCAUCCCCUCGGCAACACAUUUCCCUCACAUUCCAGCCCUUUCCUCGGCCAGCCACCACCUCCCUUCCCACCUGUGCCCCCCAACAUCCUCCCGCCUCCUUUGUUUCCUCCUCAUCUUUUCAACGCUCUGAGACAGCCGUCUCCAAGUCUGCAUAUCAAUCCAGCCUACAUCUCCCCACCACAAGAAAGACGCAGCAGCCAUCCUUACAAUAUGCAAAAGGGAGACAGAGAUUAUGAGGAGCUGUUGAACAGAAAUAGGGCUGUGGCUAGCAGCGCCAUUACCAAGGCCGUGACCGGCGCAACAACCGGAGACCUGCGGGUAGCCAUGGAAACGCUGUUAACGGCAAUCGCCAUCAUUAAGCAGUCCAGAAUAUACGCAGAUAAGCGCUGCCAAGCCCUGGUCACCUCCCUCAAAGACUGCCUGGUGUCCAUCCAGGGAGACUCUGGCCACAGGAGUAGCAGUCAUUCUGACACCCGGGUACGAGAUCGGGAGCGGGAAAGGGAGCGCCACAGAGAGGAGUUGCCGAGUUGGGAAGCAGCCGGAACAUCCCGGAGGCACAGGGAACGUUCCCGGAGUCGUGAGAGGGAAAGGGAGCGCUUGCGGGACAGGCACAGGGAUCAGAGAGACCGCUACCGCUGACUCGGUAAGAUUGUAUCGUCACAGCUUCGUGGUCCACUUUCACAUCGCAACACUUAAAACGUCACAUCCAAGCCAGAGGAGACUCCCUGAUGAUGCUGUUUGUUAGUAUUUCUCUCACAAUACCCUUUCACUUCUUUCUUCUUUUAAGACCAUGUUGAUUGCAGAUCUCAUUGACAAACUGGUACGCCUACUUUCUGGGGUCUACUCAUAAUUCGAUAACUAAUACUAGAACAAGGGCAUUUGUUUUUAAUCGGCACUACUCUUAAAAAGGAGGAAUAUUCAACUGGAAUUUCAGGAUGAAGCUAAAAUGCAUGUAAUUAAUUUUAGAAUGUUCAACUGUUCAUAGUAUUAGUAUUAGUUUUACAACUCGCUGACCUCUAACAAGGAUGGCAAAAUCCUUACAAGGUGUCUGAUCCUUGAAUGGAUCAAUGGUCAGUGUAGGUUUUUUGCUUUGAAAUUUGAUUUCAUGAUUGGAAAUUAAAAAACAAAAAAACAUUGGAUUUCAGUCUUCCCUAGUCUCAAAUAUUGUCUUUACUACAUAUUUAAUUUUUUAAAGCCUAUUGUACAAUUUCUUGAUUUGAUUUGUAAAUUAAGUAUUUUAAAGCCUAAAUAUGGCUAAGUAAACAAAAAAUAUCAAUACAGUAGUAGUAUUGGCAACGAGAGGAGAGUACUUCUAUCAGAGUGCGUGGUUUAGUAUUGUUUCUACUGAUUGGCUCAGCCUCAGGCAGCAUUACUAUAUUGCAUUAAAAGAGUAUAAAUGUAACUAAUGGGUGUUAAUGUCUAGAGGGCUUUGAUGUUGAAAAAUGUAUCUUGAAAGUCAAAACAUUUUUUAUACUCUACUAAUAAAAUAUUUGAUUGUUAAAUUAUCCAAACUUUGUGGAAAAUAAUUUAUCUCGGAUCCACUUAACAGCCAUAAACGGGGGAUGACUAUUUAAAUUUCAUUUUGGGAAAGAAAAAAUAUUAAUUCGGAGGGAAAAAGCGUUUUUCUAUUCCAGUGCCAGAGCAAUAACAAAAUGUAAAAAUGCGUAAUUUUACAUAUUUAUUUAUAAAAAAAUUAUAUCGGCAUAAAACUGACCAAAAACUUUUUUAUAUAUAUAUAUUUUGACACCAGAACUGGAAGUUGGUCAUCACAAAUGAGACCAUGGACCGGCCUGUAGGGAAAAAACCAGUUUGACGUAUUGUUUGUCCAAAAGAUCAUGGAUCAAUAUUUAUAUAUAUUUUUUUAUAUAUUAACGCGGGAUACAGUUAAGGCUAUGAUUGAUUGUUUACUUUGAUUAGGACAAAAAACUUUGAUUUAUUUUCUGUUGCUUUGAAUAAAUUUAGUGUUCGGAACUUUAAAAUCUGCACAGCCGCUGCAAUCGAGCGCAUGUCUGAGCAGCGGUGUGUGAGUACUGCCACAUGUGUGGCGGAAGAUUAUUUUUUAUCAAUGUCCGCGUGCAAAAAGUAUGUUUCAUCCCUACAGGCCAGUCCGUAUGCAAUCUUGUCUUUAAAUAGCAAACUCUGGUGUUGGAAAACAUGUUUUUGGUAUUUAUUUAUUUUUUGUUUCUGCCAGCUGUUUAUUGAAAUUUUUGUUAUGAUAUAUAAAAUUACAUGUUUUUUACGCCUAUUGAUUGCGCGACCCUGAAAAUGAACACUGUUUUUCAGUUACUGUAUACUUCAAAAUGAAAUUCAAAUAAACCAAUUGUUUUUUGUUUUAUUCAUGGAAUGAACAUUUUAUUACCAAAACAUACACUGACCAUCAAUAAAUGUCCUGCUUUAAUUAGAAUUUGAAUCUAAAAAGGUCUCCAUCAUAUUGUUGACCUUUUUGACAUAAUACCAAAAUCAUACCUAAUUGAUCAACAGCUUGAUAGAGGAUAUUCUUACAGUCCAUGGAAGUGGACCCUGAGCCUAGUGUCAUCAGCAUAUCCUGUGAGACUGGAGGUGCCUUUCUGUAAUAAAUGUAUUGAUCCAUACAUAUCUCACACACCUGUUACUACCGUUCAGCUCCUUCUUAGAGAACAGCAAGUUAUGUAAAAAAAUGUAGUAGUGAAACAUUUGGACUUAGAAAAUUCAUGCUUCACCUGUAAAGGUUAUACUGCUUUUCAGCUUCAUCCUGUAUUUAAUAUCCCUAACUAUUUGUGAGUAGUGUACGUCAUAAGUUCCUUGAAAUUAUUUAAAUGUAAAAAUGCCACCAAUGAUUAGUUUUGAGAACACUUGUGUAACGUGCUUUCACAAAGUAAUCGGACAACUUCAAUUUUGGUCACAUUUAUGUUGCAUACUUAAAGUUGUAAGCAUGAUUUUUCUUUAAAACCAAAUAACUAGACCUAAUAAAACAAAAUAUGUAUUUAACUUUUUUUGCAAUCUUUGCAACGACUUAAAAUUUAACUCACCCAGCCGUUUUAUCAUGUUUACACUUUGCAUGGAGUUAAAUCCAGUUCAUAGGUAUCGCACAAAUAAUGUGAAAAAAAUUGAUUGAUGUCUGAAUACUUUCUCUUUAUUUUCUGUAAUACGUUCUCAAAUGUUUUUAGAAAAUAUACCUUUCCCCCUCUAGGCACUGCUGUCGAAGUGUUCAGGGGAGUUUUCUUUUUAGUUUCUGCACAAACUUGUAAAUAGACUUAAAAUGUUGAGUCUCUAAUUGUUUGUCAACCCUUCAUAGAAUAUGUUGUGUGUAUGUUCAUUCAGAUUCCAAUCAUACCUGCCAAUAUUUACAUUUGAAAAUACCCAAACACCCUGCAGACUACAACGCACCGACGUUUGUGCCGCUCCAACAAUGCCCAAGUUUAUUGUUUUUUGGUGUGGAAGUAAAACACACACAAAUGGGAGGACGGCAGGUCAAAAUACAGAAAAAAUAGGAUUGUUGCCAAGUAUGAUUAGAAUCCUUGCAUGUGCAAAGACCUGCAAAUGUAUAUAACAUGUCAUGUUCAUCAUUCUUUUGGAAUAUAAAACAUCCCUAAAAUGUACCCAUGUUUUUUUUUUCUUUCUCAGUUCUAAUUACUUUUUGGUUUGCUCUUUAGUAGGGAGUGGCAACCCAUAGUUUUACCGAAAACUCAUAAUUUUGAAUGAUACUUUUCCACAAAAGAAAAUGUAAUUGACUUUGAUAUACAACUGACUUACACAGAAAUAAAUGUGACAUUUACCAGCUUUAUUCAGAAAAACAAUAUUUCAAUGUGUAUACUGUAGUUAAAGCAACAUUCUUGUCAUUUGACAUCAAAAUAAAAAUAAGUCAUGUCUACACGCCAAACAUA
Molecule: messenger RNA, 5041 nt
Organism: Nerophis ophidion (straightnose pipefish)
Lineage: Eukaryota; Metazoa; Chordata; Actinopteri; Syngnathiformes; Syngnathidae
Product: cleavage and polyadenylation specificity factor subunit 7-like
Exons: 8
Coding region: 549-1817 (422 amino acids)
Biological process (GO): mRNA alternative polyadenylation
Cellular component (GO): mRNA cleavage and polyadenylation specificity factor complex
Molecular function (GO): mRNA binding
Source: RefSeq, a predicted model, not a curated record